GUGAGCUUUUGCAAUCACAGAACAGUCACUUCCUCCGGUGAAGAUUUGGAGGGAUGAUCAAAAAUGGCUGCUGCGCAGUUCGUCUGCAGUUAGUUCAUCCUGUCUAUAACGAACAAAAUAUUCGGUAAUUUGCUUGGUCGUGGGAGCUGGUGAAGUAACGUUUAACGAAGGAUGCAGAGAGCCCUGUCGAGCUUUCCCUUCGCCCCAGCUGUGAAAGUGAGGCUGAUCAAUGCUGGCUUUCAGUCCGCUGCAGAUCUGUGCGACUUCCGACCUCUGCAACUCAGCAAAGAGGCAGGGAUCUCCCAGGAGGAGGCGGAAGAGGUCCUGCAGGCCGUGCGGUCUGAGCCCCACCAGGGGAGGGCAGCGGGGAGCAGGUUAACAGCCCUGGAGCUGCUGGAGAGGGAGCAGACCCUCGGAAGCAUAGUCACCUUCUGCUCGGACCUGGACUGUAUGCUCGGAGGAGGAGUGCCCGUGGGCAAGACCAUGGAGGUCUGCGGGGCGCCUGGUGUGGGCAAGACGCAGCUGUGCAUGCAGCUGGCUGUGGAUGUCCAGAUCCCAGUGUGCUUUGGGGGACUGGGAGGCCAAGUGGCAUACAUAGACACUGAAGGCAGCUUCUUCGUCCAGCGGGUCGCAGACAUGGCUCAGGCCGCCGUGGAGCACUGCAGCCUAAUGGCUGAAGACACCGAGAUUCUCCGCGACGGGACGGUGUCGUCCCCAUCUCCGCCUGUAGGGGAGACGGAAACAACCACGGCAGCGAGGACACCCAAAGCAACAACAGCGCGGGACGUAAAAAUUCUUUAUCGUAGAAAUUUGUUUCUUUUGAGCUUUUGUUCAUAAGGUUGACACACAAACGGGUGUGCCAGCGUAGGCUGAUGGUGGAGUGCCUGGAGCGCAGGCCUGUUUCGGUGGCUGGAGUGGAGCGGUGUCGGACGCAUCGAGCGCCUGAUUUGUGUGCUUUGGCGUCAUUCGGGCUAUUCCACUCUCACCGUUAUGAAGUGCUCAUCCUGUAACCGCUCCCAUGGGACCCUUCAGUGCUUAACGCUGUUUAUAGACGGUGCGGAUACUUCAUCUGCUUUAGUGGAUUUUGGCACGCCGCCACUAACCAUGUUUUAUUUUAUUUAUUUUUUUUAUCUCCCCCUCUGCCAUUCCUCCAUUGCUGGAGGGUUAUGUUAAGUUCACCUGCUGAGGAAGUCCUGACCUGCCUGGCUUGUGUCUUCUCCAGUCCUUUUGUUGAUUCCGCUGCUCCUACAGCCACUUAUUUGUCCCAUGUGGUGACUCUGAUAGGUCUGUUCAGCCCCUGCUGACUUGUUUGCCCCUCUAGAGAGGUUAUGCACACUUCAGCCACCAUGGUUUUCAGAUUUGUUAAUACAACUGUUUUCUCAGCAAGACUGUGUGCAAUUUUCUACAUAUACAUGGUAAUUGUAAACAAAAAUAAUUUUCAAAUGGUGAAAGACCAAUAUAAUUAUUAUACACAGUAUAUGGGGUUAGAAGGGUUUCUGUGUCUAACCCUUACAGUAUAAGAUGGUGUUUUUGUGGAACCCUUAGAAGUUAAGAGGACAUUAAGGGGUUCUAGGUAGAACCAUAUGAAAGGUAGAACCUUUACCAAGGGUUCUCCCACAGGGACAGACCACAGAACAAUAUAUGGUUUUAGGUGGAGCCCUUUUGUUAGAGAAGUGAACAUUCAAGAGUGUUGAAAACAAAAGGGAUUAUUAACAGGUGGGAAGACCGUUUUUCAGGUUUCAAAUUUAUUUCAUUUAAAAAUAAUGAAAUCAAAUUGGAAAAGAGUAGAAUUGAAAUGAUGAAACCUUUUAAUUUCUGCUUCUGUGUGAUCAGUGUUUCUUUCUCUUUGUGGACUGAAAUCAGUUAUGUAGAAAUAAUCAUUAUUUCAAAUAAAAAAAUUGUCGCAGUAACCAUGUGUCGUGAAUCACAGCGAAUCAUAUGUUGGGAAAUGCAAAAAUGUUGUUUUUUUUCUGCGUAUAUACCAGCUCUAGCUUCAGUAGAUGACCU
This is a messenger RNA of Anguilla rostrata (American eel), 2007 nucleotides long. RefSeq names its product RAD51 paralog C (gene rad51c). Bases 172 to 837 code for a protein of 221 amino acids. The record is from RefSeq and is a predicted model, not a curated record. Gene Ontology annotation, cellular component: Rad51B-Rad51C-Rad51D-XRCC2 complex; replication fork; Rad51C-XRCC3 complex. The transcript has 5 exons. Gene Ontology annotation, molecular function: crossover junction DNA endonuclease activity; four-way junction DNA binding; ATP-dependent DNA damage sensor activity. Lineage: Eukaryota; Metazoa; Chordata; Actinopteri; Anguilliformes; Anguillidae. Gene Ontology annotation, biological process: meiotic DNA recombinase assembly; DNA repair; reciprocal meiotic recombination.